GACCAUACCAUCUAGAGUUAACUACUACUACUACUACUACUACUACUACUACUACUACUACUACUACUACUACUACUACUACUACUACUACUACUACUACUACUACUACUACUACUACUACUACUACUACUACUACUACUAUACUACUACUACUACUACUACUACUACUACUACUACUACUACUACUACUACUACUACUACUACUACUACUACUACUACUACUACUACUACUACUACUACUACUACUACUACUACUACUACUACUACUACUACUACUACUACUACUACUACUACUACUACUACUACUACUACUACUACUACUACUACUACUACUACUACUACUACUACUACUACUACUACUACUACUACUACUACUACUACUACUACUACUACUACUACUACUACUACUACUACUACUACUACUACUACUACUACUACUACUACUACUACUACUACUACUACUACUACUACUACUACUACUACUACUACUACUACUACUACUACUACUACUACUACUACUACUACCACCACCACCACCACCACCACCAAUUCUGGUUGUCACGUAGACGCCAACCGUUACUGA
Heterobilharzia americana is the source of this 583-nucleotide messenger RNA. NCBI's taxonomy places the organism in Eukaryota, Metazoa, Platyhelminthes, Trematoda, Strigeidida, Schistosomatidae. The record is from the annotation of a GenBank genome assembly.